Messenger RNA from Salvelinus sp. IW2-2015, 2068 nucleotides. The record is from RefSeq and is a predicted model, not a curated record. NCBI's taxonomy places the organism in Eukaryota, Metazoa, Chordata, Actinopteri, Salmoniformes, Salmonidae.
AGGGUUCACAUACUUUUUCUUGCCACUGUAUUUGCAAACUGCGCAAAUAUAAUUUUCUGGACACCAAAUGUAGUCAGCCUAAAUCUUUUGGUUUCAUUUUAAGACACUACAGGAUCAGACUUGUCCAGAGCAGAUUAUGGAUAAAUAUUUUUUUCCUUUUUCCAUCUGUAAAAUACUAAACGAUAUAUAUUGAAAAUGCAUUUUUUCCACAUUUUUUUUCAUGGCAUUUUUUUUUCACAUAAAAUGUUGUCUGGAAUAGAAAAUGUCCAACAUAUCAACAAGUCUCUCUGGGCCAGUCUGAGGAAUAUAUCUAAGGAUAACCAUAUACAAUUUGGUGAAGGCAGAUGCUUCUUUAUGCAGCUUCUGAAGCAGAUGCAGCUUCUUUUUUUCUCAGCUUCUGAAACUGAGAAAAAUGUGUUGGCCUGUGGGAAGAGUCUGACUUUCAAGAAAUGGCAUUUCAUUUCAAGUACACCACUGAAUUAAGACUACAAAAGGCCAAAAGCCUAUUUAGACACAAUCAUCACUUCUUCAAAGUUACUAAACGUAGUCCAGUUUGUAACAUUCUCUGUGAAAUGGGCUUAGCAAUGAUGUGUCAUUCAACGUAGUUAGCCUAGAAAUUAUUGACACAUGCCCAUUUUAUGUGGUUAAAAUUCAUACAAAUGUGAAUGGCAGUAUGAUCAACUUUAGAAAAUAUACAUUUUCAUCAAGUUUUUUUUACAUUUUCAAUUUCACUUUUUUGAAAAUACUAAUAUUAAUGGACCAAAAUACCAACAAAUCUCAAAAUUGACAGGUAGAUGCAACAUUUUUAUUUCAGCCUGUGGUGCUUGGCUUUAAGGGCAUUACUGUACCAAUAGGAACUUUACCGCCACCUGGUGGUUAUUGGAUUAGGCUACUCCACCACACACUCUAAUGGGUACAUUUCACUUUCUGACCUAUAGGGAGUUUUAUCCCUUGUAAAUAAUAAUAAUAGGCAAUAUUAAUUUAGCUUACUGAUCAGUGUAAUCCUUAUGUGUCGAGGCCCGGCCCUAUAUGUUGCUGCUGUUUUAACCAAGAUAUCCAUUGGAAAUUGUGAAAAAAUUAGUAAAGGCCUAAUGAUUAUCGAUAUAUAGCCUGUUUUGAGCUUAUCACCAUUUAACUAUGUUUGACAUCGUCCAUCCAAACUGUUUGACACCAUUCCAUUGGUUUGUCAAUGUCAAUAGGACAGGUGUGAUCCAAAUUGCCCCAAUGUCCUUAUAGCAUACGUCAGAGAUUCCAAUUGCGUUUCCCAACAUAGUUCGACUAGGGUGAUGCAUUAGUAACAAAUUAUGUUAAUCAUCAGGUGACGUCGGUAUUAUGCCGCCAUCCCCCUUCUAACCAUCACAUCACAGCCACCCGUCCCACCUCGUUGACGAGGCGACGAUGGGUAUAUAAACCCCCUUGUGUUGGAGUGAAACAAAAGACCAGCGAUUUGCUGCAAAGACACCAGUUGGAAAAGGAACAAGGUAGAAGCCAAGCAAAGAAUCCACGCUGCUGGACGCAGACACCACUUGUCUUAACUACCUGUAGCUCACGUCAAGUCUUCUCAAAAUGGCCGUUAUGCUGAAACCCUGGACCGUCUUGGUCGCCUUGGUGUUGUGCGUGCUGGUGUGUCUCGGGACUUUCGUGGACGCUUACCCGCCUAAACCGGAGAACCCUGGAGAAGACGCGCCUCCCGAAGAGCUGGCCAAAUACUACACCGCGCUCAGACACUACAUCAAUCUCAUCACGAGACAGAGGUAUGGAAAGAGGUCCACCCAGGAGGGAGUGAUGUCAGAGUUGCUGUUCGGCAACAACGCAGAGAGAGACCAGCGAUCAAGACUUCUCUCUCUCUCUCACUCGAAGUCUCAGCCUCACCUCUUCACACGAAGACAAUUGUACAUAAUGAAUAGUUCAAUUAAGAUAUAAAAUAAAAAAGAUAUAAUGAUUUGAUGAAAUCAUACGUGUAACCUACACUGCUGUAUGUCUUAACAGAGAAUGAUCUUUUAUGGUUGGUACUGUAUAAAUGCUUUGUGUGUGAUUAAAGCUUGAUGGAUGACUAUGACAAGAGAGA